Molecule: messenger RNA, 2067 nt
Organism: Coniophora puteana RWD-64-598 SS2
Lineage: Eukaryota; Fungi; Basidiomycota; Agaricomycetes; Boletales; Coniophoraceae
Exons: 15
Coding region: 245-1729 (494 amino acids)
Source: RefSeq, a predicted model, not a curated record
CGCCUAGUUGCCGGACACUUCUGGGAAGCUCUGCGAGUUUGUUCCACGCGAGCCAUACUAUUGGUGCCUCGUUUUCCGCAGGCCAUGGUAGUCUAUCCUCGUCGUGGGUGGGCGAGCGGCUGUGGAUCUGGGUACGUCCCACAGGGACGUUGACAAGUUUAGAACCUCUGGAAUAAAUAAAUAGAGACAAGGGAUCGUGGUCAGAGACACUGCCAACUCAGCUUUCCUCCUCCUUGAACUCGCAAUGGCUACCAAGCAUACGCAGGUUUAUGGCGAUGCAGAGAAGGGGACGCUGGAGGUUCACUCUCCCCAAGUCGCUGCAACCCAUGAGAAGAGCGAAAAGAAGCCCAUAGACAUCACUGUCUUUCCCGUCCCGGCGUUGAAGAAAGAUGCACCCACAACACCUCCUGCAAAGCCGGCAGCGAAGCCGAAGCCGAAGAGGAAGGUUUCUAGAUGGAUCCUCUGGGUCAUUUGGUACAAUACCUACAGGAAGUUCUUCACCUUCGUGCUCUCGAUAAACUUGAUCGGGAUCGGGCUGGCAGCGUCUGGCCACUUCCCCUACGCGAUGGGGUACCCUGGUGCAUUCGUCAUCGGCAAUUUGAACUUUUCUGUCCUGAUGCGUAACGAAAUCUUUGGUCGUUGUCUCUACGGCUUCGUCAACACGUUCUUCGCCAAGUGGACUCCUCUCUGGUGGCGUCUUGGCUGCACCUCAGUACUUCAGCAUCUCGGCGGUAUUCACAGCGGAUGUGCAUCGUCUGGUAUCGCUUGGCUGAUCCUGAUGAUCGUGUUCCAAUGGAAGGAGUUCUAUAUGUUCAACGAUUCCAUUCUCGCGUUCGGUAUCAUCACGGUUGUGGUCCUCUGCAUCACACUUGUAGCAGGCUUGCCUAUCGUCAGAAACACGCAUCACAAUGUCUUCGAGAGAAACCAUCGUUUCUUCGGAUGGAGUUCUCUCUUCUUGAGUUGGGUUUACGUUAUCCUCACCAAUACAUAUGACUCGUCGACAAAAACUUGGAACACAAGUGGCGUUCAUGUCGUACGCCAACAGGCUUUCUGGUACGUCGUGGGAAUGACCACCUUCAUCGUUUUGCCCUGGAUCUGCACACGCAAGGUUAAGGUUGACAUUGAGCUGCCCUCUCCGAAGGUCGCUGUCCUCCGCUUCGAGCGAGGUAUGCAGCAAGGUCUCCUUGCGCGCGUUAGCCGCUACGCGGUUUGGGAGUACCACGCCUUUGGUAUCAUUUCGGAAGGAACUCAUGCAAAGUACCACUACCUGAUUUGCGGUGUGCAAGGCGACUUUACCAAGAGCCUGGUCAACGAUCCACCCAGAAAGAUUUGGACGAGAGAGCUCAAGCUCGCUGGUGUCUCCAACACGUCCACGCUCUAUCGUCGUGGGAUCCGUAUCUGCACCGGAACCGGUCUCGGCGCGGCUCUGUCGACGUGCAUUCAGUCUCCCUAUUGGUACCUAAUAUGGAUAGGAUCCGACCAGGAAAAGACUUUCGGUCCCACAAUUAGUGGUCUUAUCCAUAGGCAUCUCGGCCCGGAGCGGUAUCUCCUGUGGGAUAGCAAGGAGAGAGGUGGCCGUCCGGAUACGAUGAAAAUUCUCAAGGAAGUGUACGACUACUGGCAAGCCGAAGUCGUCUUCAUCACGUCCAACUUCAUAGGUAACGCUGAGAUUCAGCAAGGAUGUAAGGCUGCUGGUAUUCCUGCUUUCGGGACGCUGUGGGAUUUCUAAUCCACGAGGGAAAUCUGGGCUCACACACCCAUGGUGGUGUGAGAUUUGGCUGGCCGUUGUUAUCCACGCGUCUUGGACUCCCAGCAUCUAUGCGGUCAUGUCGGGCUUCUCAGUGCAUUAUGGAAUAUAUAGAAGCCUCAGAAGAGAUUGACGUAGGCAUGUUUCACGAUCUACAUUGAGAUGAUGAUAGCCCUUCGGACGGAUGGCGCCGGAGGCUCUGUGGGCGACCAAGGGGCCUCAUCAUACAUAUUUCUGAUAAUGUCAUGGCUCUUGCCCUGGCAAACCAUUUGUACUUAUUUAACCCAUCUCCAUUUCAUAGCAAUUUAUGUAGAUAUCUU